AUGGGUGGCAUUCCGGCAAUACUGAUUGCUGAAGUGCGCACUGCUUUCCAGUCCUGUGCCAGGCAAUAUGCCUCUACCAGAAAGACGCAGUUCACUACCCUGCGGCCGCUGUUGAAGCGCCCCCAGCAUGCCAGGAGGACCGACAACCUGCCCAUCCAAGUUGUCCACAGUCAAUUACAAGCUCAAAAGAAGGCACAGAGCCCGCCAACUCUCCCGUCCGGUCCCCAAGCUGGCAAAGAACUGGUACCGGUUGAGAAGGAGGAAAGAGCAAUUGACAAUGGGCGCAAAGUAGAAGUGCCGUUGAAGGUCAUACCAAAGGCUGAGAUUGCACCGAACCUGACUCUCUCGCCCAAAGAGCGGCUUCAUAUCGAGCAGUUGACACGGAGACUGCCUCCUCGCCCAGAACCUAAAGUCUACAAAACGAGGCUUCGAAUAUACAAUGCCGGCAAUGGCAGGAUCUAUAUGCUGACCUUCCUUCGAUUUACCACAAUCAUUGCGCUCUGUUUCGUCACUGUCAUUGUCGUCCCGGCUCAUUGGAUGAAUGGAAGCUCUCUUUGGCUGGUGACUGGCUUAUGGCUGGCGGCCUUCAUCCCUUUUGCUUUUAUGAACUGGACUUUGAGACCAAUGGUCACCGAGGUGUUCCUCAGGCUUCCUCCUUCUGUUCAACACUCGCCCAAGCUUGCCAUGGACUAUGCCAAAAGUUUACCGGCCGAUGCCGUGCUAGAUCUGAGAUUCAUGCGGGCAUCGACCCUGACAGACCUUGUAUCCUUGAAAAUUGCCAACACCAGGCCUGUCAAGAGCGGCUUCCGCCCUGUAAGCUUCGAAUGGUUCGGUCCUUUAGUCGAGCGUGGCGGCUUUCUGAGACGAAACCCGACUCAGUUCUAUGUUCGUCCUGAAUCUGCCACAGGCAAGGCUGCGCGAGACGUAACUCCUGGGAUCUGGAGCAAGGUGUAUCAGCGACUCACGGGAGUGGACAGCAGUGCUGUGUCCAAAUGGCGGCGAUGA
This is a messenger RNA of Capronia epimyces CBS 606.96, 1005 nucleotides long. RefSeq lists its product as uncharacterized. The transcript has 3 exons. The record is from RefSeq and is a predicted model, not a curated record. NCBI's taxonomy places the organism in Eukaryota, Fungi, Ascomycota, Eurotiomycetes, Chaetothyriales, Herpotrichiellaceae. Bases 1 to 1005 code for a protein of 334 amino acids.